GCACCGAAGCCUGUUUCAUCAACAAGUCGCUCCACCGCACACAUCCGGCAUGGACUUUGAUCUCGAGGACCUCGUAAAUGUGGAGCAGACGUUCUACGAAGACGGCUACAAGGAUGGUUUCGCGCACGGGCGCAUCCACGGCCUGAUAGAGGGCCGCGCGCUUGGCCGCGAGAAGGGUUUCGAAAUGUGGGAAGAGCUCGGCUUUUACGAGGGCUUUGCCCUGAUGUGGAAGGCGAUCCUCGACGCGCAAGGAGCUCAAGAUGAACGCGCUCAGAACCACAUACGACACCUUCUCGAGCUCAUCCAAAAGUUUCCACGCGUCAACCCUUCCACGGCAGUCGCAGAAAACGAAGCUGCAGGUUCUAGUUCCGAGCUCGAUAUUCCGAGGCUUUUCCGCCAGAUCCGCUCGCGUUACAAGGUUUUCUGCGCCGCGCUGGGUAUUCGACCCACCUUGCGAGCCGCAGAUAACCCUUCCUCCCCCCCUGACCGUGAUGCCAUGCACGACGAUCUCUCAGGGAUGGAUAUCGAACCUACACCCUCGAGCACGGGUAGGGCGAAGUCGGAACGCAGGAAGGUGUGGGCCCUCCACAACCCCCGCGCAGACAAUGCACAGAGCGGCGGAACGGAGCUGAACUUCUAACGAUCUGGAGGCGGAGGCGAAGCUCUUGGUUCGUAUGGCGUCGGGUAUUUGGGUUGCUUCCUGCCCUGCGCCGCGCGGGGCGGGGCGAGGAGAGGAUGCGCGCCGCGGCUUAUCGCGCGACUUAUGACCUGGCCACAGGACACUAGCAAGGUACGACGCUGCUGUUUGCCUGGUGCUGAAGCGACGUUCCUAGCUCAAGGAAGGCACUCGUUGUCCGCUGAAUCCCGCGGUUGACAGAAUCCGUGCUAUUUCUCCUUGCACGGAACUGCUUCACGGGUGGCUGUAUUCCGUUGUUCCGUUCUCCUUAUGCGCGCUCCGAGGUUGAAAGGCGGAUGGACGGAGAGCGGACGUGGCCGUGAUAGAACAGUUGCUGCAUCGAGAUACUUCCAAUGGUGUAUCGACG
Molecule: messenger RNA, 1043 nt
Organism: Dichomitus squalens LYAD-421 SS1
Lineage: Eukaryota; Fungi; Basidiomycota; Agaricomycetes; Polyporales; Polyporaceae
Exons: 3
Coding region: 50-640 (196 amino acids)
Source: RefSeq, a predicted model, not a curated record